UGUCCUGGAAUUCCAGUCUUACACGUGUGUAACACUCAUUUUCCCCGGUACUUUACCCUUGCUUGGAUAAAAGCUGUCUUCAGUUACACUACUUUCUCUCCGAACUCCAUUUGUCAUGACAUACACUGGCUUGAGAACGCACUAGGCAUUUCAGGAGAACCUCUGCGCGGGAAGCACACCGAAGCGCCACCUGGGCCUGCAGGACUCACUCCCACCCUUGGAAUGGUUCUCCGUCGGAGCGCUGCACAGACCGCCGCUUUGCAUGUGCAACCCCGAUCUUACACACCGCAAACGAGCUGCAGCCUAGGUAGCCCGCACCCCAAAACGCCAGAGGCCAGGGCCCCCGCGGACGCUGUUUUCUUCCGCGGGCAGAAGUUCUGUUCCGGCUCCUUCCGCUCCGGACAGGCGGUCGUGCUCGCCCGGAACCCGGACGCCUCCGGCUCCCCGCCACCGCCACACCUGCGGAGCGUCGGCGCCCGUCCGCACCCGAUGCCUUUCCGCUCCCGGCACCCUCUGCCGGGCAGCCGGCC
Chinchilla lanigera (long-tailed chinchilla) is the source of this 530-nucleotide messenger RNA. Its product is annotated as skin secretory protein xP2-like. The record is from RefSeq and is a predicted model, not a curated record. NCBI's taxonomy places the organism in Eukaryota, Metazoa, Chordata, Mammalia, Rodentia, Chinchillidae.